Molecule: messenger RNA, 642 nt
Organism: Trypanosoma grayi
Lineage: Eukaryota; Euglenozoa; Kinetoplastea; Trypanosomatida; Trypanosomatidae
Product: guanylate kinase
Exons: 1
Coding region: 1-642 (213 amino acids)
Biological process (GO): purine nucleotide metabolic process
Cellular component (GO): cytosol
Molecular function (GO): GMP kinase activity
Source: RefSeq, a predicted model, not a curated record
AUGACUGACACCACACGUCCGUUGGGUGCCAUUACUGUCUGUGGGCCGUCGGGCGUGGGAAAAGGAACACUCCUUGGGCGGCUGAUGAGGACGUAUCCCGACCGCUUCGGUUACUCAGUGUCACACACAACUCGUGCGCCACGUGAGGGGGAAGUGAAUGGGCGCGAGUACCACUUUGUCGACCGUCCCACAAUGGAGAAGUUGCGGGACAGCGGUGAAUUCCUUGAGGUGUGCGAGGUACAUGGUAACCUCUACGGCACCACCGUGAAGGCAGUAAAGGAUGUGCAAGACACCGGCAAUAUAUGCAUCAUUGAGACGGAUGUAAAGGGUGCACAGAAAUUGCGUGAGAGGGCUUCUCAUCUCAACAUGUUGUACAUAUUCUUCAAUGCUCCGUCAAUGGAGGACCUCCGGGAACGCAUUAAGAAGAGAGGAGCAGACAGUGAAGAAGUCUUGCAGCAUCGCCUGGAGACGGCUGAAGAGGAGCUGCAGUUUUUGAAGGAAAACCCAGGGUUCUUCUCGCAUGUUAUCGUCAACAAGGACCUAGAAAAAACGUAUGAGGAACUCCUGAGCAUUGUUAACGCGACAUUGGAGAAACACGACAUGGCGAAGCUGGAAGAUGGUUCAUUAUGCAAGGGCAAGUAA